AUGAAGGCCUACGCUGUGAUCCUCUCCCUCGCGACCUUGGCUGCCUGCCAGGCUCCCCAGCCGGCCCCGGCACCCGCACCGAACGACACCCCGGCCUGCGCCGAGGCGAAGAUUCUCGCCGGCGGAAUUGCUCUGAACAUCCAGAUUCAGCAACAGGAACAGGCCGGACUCGCGGCCGUCUCUCAGACCCUCCAGGCGAACCCGGUCAACAUGCAGCAGUUCCAGGUCGCCAAGUCCAACCUGCUCUCGUUCGUCAGCGACGGUAUCCAGGUCCGCCAGGCCAACCAGCUCAUUGCCCCCUCGGGCAACGGCGCGGCUCAGGGCCUCGCGGUGGUCGCGAACGCCCAGCUCUCCGAGCUCCAGAAGGUUGCUGGCCUCACAGGCAACCCCCAGCAGGAUAACCCUGUGGUCCAGUCUCUUCAGAUGGAUUUCUCUGGUGGUAUCCAGCAGAACAUGAAGAACCAGCAAGCUGUGAGUUAA
Messenger RNA from Colletotrichum karsti, 480 nucleotides. RefSeq lists its product as uncharacterized. The record is from RefSeq and is a predicted model, not a curated record. NCBI's taxonomy places the organism in Eukaryota, Fungi, Ascomycota, Sordariomycetes, Glomerellales, Glomerellaceae. Bases 1 to 480 code for a protein of 159 amino acids. The transcript has 2 exons.